Messenger RNA from Nothobranchius furzeri (turquoise killifish), 3785 nucleotides. It is a transcript of the gene tmem200a, whose product is annotated as transmembrane protein 200A. Lineage: Eukaryota; Metazoa; Chordata; Actinopteri; Cyprinodontiformes; Nothobranchiidae. The record is from RefSeq and is a predicted model, not a curated record.
AGUACCGAAGCGCAUUCAGGACUGGUUGGAGCUGCUUCUCUAUGAUUUUCUGGAAUAAAACCCAUUUUUCCUGCUUGAUCAGCAAACUCAUCGACCAGCGCUUGUGUUUUAAACAUUUCUUCAACGCCUUUUCAUAUUUUGGACAGAUUUGAUAUGAAACCAAGUUUUUUUUCUUUCUUUUGGACGUUUUACGCGUUUUACGCAUUUUAGGUUUCCCAAACAAACACCCAGAUGAUGUGUUCUUCAUUAACAGUUAAUCAUCGACUACGUGGAAUGAAUAUUUUAAAAGGCUGAGUGAGGUAGAAAAGGAUUUCCGUUCAUUGGUGUUUCUCUCCGCCCUCUGCGCGCGCUCCGCACGUUCCACAAGGAGUAAAGCAUGAUCGGCGCACAAUAAAGCCCCAACAGAAACACACUUUUGAACGCAGUGAACAGUGAUACCGAUGACCCGUCGUGUCUGUUAGGGAGCUGGAUGCUUUCUGAAGACUGCUGCUGUUUCCAAGCGCUGCAUGGGAGCGAACUGUCACCUCGGCUUUCCACGGCACGCAUCUUCCUGGAGGUAUCCUCCUCACCGUGGAAGAUGGCUUUUGAGUUUCCUCCAGGUUGUAGCCUGAUCCCUCUGCUUGCCUAAUGGCACAACGGCAGUGAACACUCGGCUUUUGUACAGGUGAAGCAUGACGGCAGCAGCGGGUGUACUUACAGGCCUGGCCAAGCUGAAGCGGCAGGACUCGGCCCGCUCUCAGCAUCGACCCGCCCAUUCGCUGGCCAGCCACGCUCCUGAGACUGCCCCCAGACGACGGAAACGCCGCACUGACGUGGUGGUGGUGCGUGGCAGGCUCCGCCUCUACUCGGCUUCGGGGUUCUUCCUCUUUCUGGGACUGAUCAUCCUGGGAGUAGGGAUCGGUAUGGCGACGCUGGGUUACUGGCCACACGGUAAAGCCACGCCUACCGGAGCAGGAAAUGCAGCGAAGGCUGAGAAGGAAGUGAGCAACACGACUCACGAAAUUCAAGGUCCGCCAUCCCAGCAGUCUGGUGGUCCCCUGAUGAGAUUCCUGGGACAACAUCUUCACUCUGAGAGGAUGAAGAUGCUCGGGCCCUUCACCAUGGGGAUUGGGAUUUUUAUCUUCAUCUGUGCUAACGCCAUACUACAUGAAAACAGAGACAGAGAAACAAAGAUAAUCCACAUGAGAGACAUGUACUCCACCGUCAUCGACAUCCAUCGCCUCAGGCAGAAAGAACAAAAACAGUACGGCGUAUGCGCCAGAGAGGGCGAUCUUCGGGUUUUUGGAGCGGACGCUGCUGCACGUCUGGCAGGCAACUCACUCCUGGCGUUUGCUUCUCGGGCUGGAAGUGGAGGAUCAGCUGAAGAGGAGGAGGUUCUGCUAGGAGAUGAGGAGUUUCGUCGACGUGGGGAGCAGGCCAGGUUGGAUUGUAGCUUCGCAGGGCUGCUGGCGCCGCUUUAUAAGGACCGUUCGUUCUACGGUCAUCACCAGUGGUCGGUGGAUGCAGAUGGGGAGAAGGGAGGACACCACGCGGGGUCGAUCGUCUCCUCGUCUAUUUCUGCGUUCACCCUCCCUGUUAUCAAACUCAACAAUUGUGUGAUUGAUGAACCAGAGAUGGAGGCAAUAACCGAGGAGGAGCGAGGAGGAGAGACAAGAGAGGGAGAAAGGUCAAUGCCUCUCAGCUCCAUGGAGUCUCUGGUGGUCCCUGUAGCAUCUGUUGCCAAGGCCUCCAAACCACCAGGCUUACACCGAAGCAACUCUGCGUCCUCUUCCUCUCGCUGCUCCUCUUUCUCCUCCUGCACCCUUUCCCCUGCUCCCUCCUCUACCUCAGGCUGCUGGCUUUCCCCGGGAGCAGCGAGGAGCGACUUUGGCUCAAACUCCUCUCUACACAUGCUCAACAGCCACUCCAAAUCUUUAGACCUGGAGCGAGAGCCAAGCAUGCUCAGCGUGCACCAGGAGCAGCGGAAACACCCCAGCUGGCCCCGGCUGGACCGCAGCAACAGCAGCCGGAGUCAUUCCGGAAACCGGGGCAGCAGCAAAGGCUACACACGCCUGGAGGACAGGGAGGAUCGGGGAGAGGUGCUCGCAGACGUGUCCGCGUCUGUGAGACGCGACUACAGCAAGCGCGAGAAGCUGCUGAUGAUAUCCAGAUCACACAACAACCUGAGCUUUGAGCGGGACGAGUUCAGUAACAGCACACUGAAGAGGGGCAGCUCAGAGACUCGGUUCUGACGUCCGUGAAGAAAAGACGUUUUUGUAAAUCCUCCUCCAAAUAUUGGACGUGUGUAUUAGUAGUGUAUGAGUUGGGGGGACGGAGUAGUAAGAGUAGGGAGAUGUUUGUACUUCCUGACAGAGCUGAUGUCCUACAUCUAUAAAACACAGUUCUGGAUAUUAGUACCAAUGAUUUGAUGUUAAAGAAAGAUGCAGGCCCACACCGACCUACAGGCUGUGACCUUUCCCAGGCCACAGCCACCGUUUUACCUUAUUCUAGCUCUAAAACAGGCAUUUUAUUUAACCGUAAUCAGAUUUUACUCAGGAUUAUUUACUUUUACAGCUACAAACCCACCGACUCAGACUGGCCCGCUACUCAUUCCAAAGGCUUAAUUAGGUUUUUAAUAUUUAAUGCACUUUGCUUAACACGCAUAAGUUGUUCCUCAAAUCUGCUAUUUGACAAGAAAACACAUCUCAUUCCUUCUUUACUUUAAACAAAGAGCCCUAAUUUUGAGGUAUUUGGUGCAACAGAUUUUUGACAGGAAAAAACAUUAGUUUACAGAUAUCAACAGUACCGUAUUUGGGGCCUAAAGCAGUCACUAAUGGGCCAUUCCCAUCUGUACCGGGUCGGCCCGGGCCGGGUAGCGUAGGUUGUUUACAAAUCUGGGUGGCCUGGUAUUUUUCCGGGCCAACCAAGGCUCAUUCUCAGCCGUCUUCUCGAGGGGGUCUGCUUCAGGCCGACCAGGGCCAACACACCCACUGCUGACAGCAAAUUCACACCUUCCAUUAGAGCAAGCCUCUGAUUGGUGGGUAGAAUCAGCCCACAUGGGCUUAAGGCAAGGACAUGUGGAAUCAACCAGGCCAGGCUGGGGCCGACUGGGGCUACCCGGCCCGGGCUGACCCGGUACAGAUGGGCAUGGCCCAUAAAGCCCCAUUCCCACCUGUACCGGGUCGGCCCGGGCCGGGUAGCGUAGGUUGUUUACAUAUCUGGGUGGCCUGGAAUUUUCCCGGGCCAACCAAGGCUCAUUCUCGGCCCUCUUCCCGAGGGGUACUGCUUCAGGCCGACCAGGGCCAACACGCCCACUGCUGACAGCAAAUUCACACCUUCCAUUUAUGCAAGCCUCUGAUUGGUGGGUAGAAUCAGCCCAUUCACACCUUCCAUUAGAGCAAGCCUCUGAUUGGUGGGUAGAAUCAGCCCACAUGGGCUUAAGACAAGGAUGUGUGGAAUCAACCGGGCCAGGCUGGGGCCGACUGGGGCUACCCGGCCCGGGCUGACCCGGUACAGAUGGGCAUGGCCCAUAAGACAGCUCUAAAAUUCUUGAUUUGCCUGUUUCAGGUUUAUGUGGUUUUUUAUAGAUCCCUUAAAAGUGAUUUGAUUGUUACUACUUCUGUAAAUGUCAUUGGUUGCAUUUCCCUGCUACUUCUAAAGCAGCACAGCUAAGAUAUGACACACCGUGUUAUUUUAAGGUCUGUGUGCUGGAAGAUAGCAUCUUGCUGGAGAGAUAAACUCGUUUCUAGCAGGAUAUGAGUCACUGUUCAAUAAUUAUUUCUCAAAAUAAACUUUAUUUUCACUGA